GUUGACAGCAGGCAAGCGAAUACGAGAGCUCAGGGAGGACUAAAAUCUGAAUGGUGAGAGGACCUCUCCUUUCAGAAAUGGACACAUCUGGCAGAGACAUAAAAUAACUCACCGGGGAACAGAUUGAUAGUUUCUUGUUUGAUUGUUUGUUUUGUUGAGAAUGCACAUGCAAUUCAAGAUAGCCAACAAGCUUCAGAGGUCUGAGUGAGGAGCUGGAUGGUUGACUAAGCUGUGGAGGGACAUUUAGCUCUGAGUAACUCAGCUACACUAGGCGUACAGGUGGAUUGUGAUCUGGUUGGGAUGGCAGAGGGCGGCACCGCUCCCCCACCCCAGGUCUUUGUGGUGGACACCCAGGCCAGCUACAUAUCUACACCCAGGGACAAGAAAUCAUCAUGGGCCAGAGCAGGCCAGAAGAUCCUCUUCCUACUCCUGGGAUUGUUGGUGCUGGGCGUCUUAGUAGAAGGAUAUCUGAUCUACAUACUUUACCAAAGGACUGCGUCCUUUUCUCACUGUGGUUCUAAUAUGCCGUGCCGUAACUUGACCCACACACUGGGGUCUGAAAAUCAGGAUGGCAGAACAUCAAGUCAGAGACAAACAAAAGAAUCCAAUGAGAUUCCUCCACAUGUGACAAAGAAAAGGCCUUUUGCUCACUUGUUGGGUUCUGAGCAUCCGGUCGGCGAUAAUAAUGUAGUGCUGUGGAACUCACUGGCUCAGCACGACAGUGUAAACAUAGAGUACAACAAUGGCCGACUGAUAAUCAAGGAAGAAGGCCACUACUACGUGUACUCCAGGGUGGAAUUAGAUGUUUCAAAGGAUACUACGCCCAUCUUCCACAAGAUCAUGAAAACAUCUAGUGGCUAUGGGAAAGAAAUUGAACUUCUGAAGGCCACCAGUAGCCACUGCGUACAUAAAAAUCCUGCUAAUUGUGCAGCCGAAGACAUAAGGAGCAGUUUCCUGGCUGGAAUUUUCCACCUGCAAGAAGACGAUAAAAUUUUUGUCACACUGAGCAACGUAGAAAAACUGCAUCGAAGCGCCAAUGGAAACUCUCUCGGGGCUUUUAUGAUAGAACCAUAGACAACUACAGAGAGACCUCUGUGGCUGGUUCUUUGACCGAUGUUUAUUUGUUAUGCAAGAGUCAUAAUCUAAUAUAUAUACUACACCUGAUGGAUGUAAUUCUGAGAACAAUGGAAAAACAAAUAGUUUUGAAAUUAAAGUAUCUGACAUUCAGAUGACAUACUAUAUAUAUAUAUAUUUGCAACUGUAAUUUUACUGAAUA
Molecule: messenger RNA, 1276 nt
Organism: Fundulus heteroclitus (mummichog)
Lineage: Eukaryota; Metazoa; Chordata; Actinopteri; Cyprinodontiformes; Fundulidae
Product: tumor necrosis factor ligand superfamily member 14
Exons: 7
Coding region: 301-1074 (257 amino acids)
Biological process (GO): immune response
Cellular component (GO): membrane
Molecular function (GO): tumor necrosis factor receptor binding
Source: RefSeq, a predicted model, not a curated record